This is a messenger RNA of Amphiprion ocellaris (clown anemonefish), 6687 nucleotides long. It is a transcript of the gene parp14rs1, whose product is annotated as poly(ADP-ribose) polymerase family member 14-related sequence 1. The transcript has 17 exons. Bases 1 to 5442 code for a protein of 1813 amino acids. Gene Ontology annotation, cellular component: cytoplasm; nucleus. Gene Ontology annotation, biological process: negative regulation of gene expression. The record is from RefSeq and is a predicted model, not a curated record. NCBI's taxonomy places the organism in Eukaryota, Metazoa, Chordata, Actinopteri, Pomacentridae. Gene Ontology annotation, molecular function: transcription corepressor activity; NAD+ poly-ADP-ribosyltransferase activity.
AUGGCUGACGGAUAUUGUUAUCCUGUGCUCGUCGAGCUCGAAGACAACAACAUACCGAAAUUAAGGAUUAAAUUAGUGAAAUACUUCCAAAGUAAGAAGGCUCGUGGUGGAGACUGUGAGGUUGAAUAUGAAAACGGCAGCAGGACGGCGCUGCUCCGCUUCCGCACGGAGGAGGACCAGCGAAAUGUUUUGGGGAAAGAAGCCCAUCAGAUCAUUUUGGAUCAAGGCGUUUUGAAGAUGACAGUUCGUUUACCCCCAGAGGAGAAAACUACACAGGAAGCUCCUUCUGAUAAAGCCAACAAGAAAUCGAAUGCUGCUGUGACCAACAAACAGUCGAGUGCUGAUGAACACCACACUGAAACUAAAGCUGAGACAGAGGCCAAAGGCAGAGACGAUGACACAGCAGAUGAAGAUCUGUGUUCCAUCUCGGCUGUUUUAGGAAAUAUUCCAGAGGCGGUAAACCAGGAGUUUUUGGAGAUGCUGAUAGAGAAUAUCACAAAAGAUCCUGAGAGUUCAGCUGACUCCCAAAGCUUUGUUUUGGAAGUCUUUCGUGACACAUCCUCUGCUGUAGUGACUUUCCAGAGUGGAAAAGAAAACACUGACUUUGUGACAAGAUGCCCUCAAAACAGGACGUUCAAAAAUAAAGGAUUAACAGUCCGACCUCUCGAAGUAACAGAUCAAGUAGUUGUUGAGGACUUUGGAAAUUUUAGUGAAGAUCUACUCCGCCUCUAUUUUGAGAGUAAAGGUGCUGAUGUGGAAAAUGUCGUGCUCAGUGAAGUGGAACAGUCUGCUGUCAUCACAUUUAAAGACCACAAAGCUGUUCGCAAAAUUCUGAAGAAGAAGCAUUGCAUCAAGCAGAAAGAAAUCAGAGUUUAUCCUUAUUAUAAAUCUUUGGGAAUAGUCCUCUAUGGCAAUGACGAGCCUUCAUUAAAACUUCCUGCCGCCAUCUCUGAACCCAUCGACAGUGCUGUCUGGAGAUACCUUAGUGACAAUCAGUCAGCAGCAGAAGCUAUUCAUAGUGACUUGGCAAAACACUUCUGCAAAGUAAACAUCGACCAAACUAAUGUGUGCUUGAGUCCUGUUUCUUCACUGCUACAGCAAAAGGAGGCCAAAGUCCUUAUCAAAGAGUGGAGGGAUACUGUGAGGUCAGGCUUUGCAGAAGCUAUGUCAAAAUUCAAAUCCCUGAGCUUCCACCCAGAGUCAAGUGUAUGGGAAGCAUCUGAAAAGAAGAUCAGGGAGAUGCUUAUGAAGGAAGAUGUGGUUGUAGUGCCUGAUAAAGCCAAUGGUGUCUUGUCAGUGGGUGGUCCUGUGAGUAUUGUCAGCAGACUCGAGAAAGCCAUUUCUGAAGUCAUUAACAAUAUUGUGAAAAGGGCGGAGAGGGAGAAAUCGAGUGUAACACAAGAGAUCAAAGUGUCACCAUCUAUGUUCCACAUCUUAUGUCAAGAUGGUCUCAAGGACAAGCUUCUACGUGUGUACCCAGAACUCAAAAUGUCAUUUGGAGAAAAGAGUUCAGAUUUGAAAGUAACUGGCUUAAGGGAUGAGCUUAAUGCAGCAAGCAAAGCUAUAUUUGAUGCAAUGCUUGCAUUGAAACGGCAAAAUUUAGAGCUAGAUAAGAAUGUGCUUGACUUGCUGAGGAAUGAACAACAAGAGGAGCUGACUGAUGGUCUCCUCACAUCUAAAGGAAUAAAUGCAGUAUUUGCGAUCAGUGCGCAUAGAGUGCAGCUCGUUGCUGUUUCUGACAAAGACCUCGAGGAUGCUGAAGACCAUCUGGGACAACUGCUGAUAUCUGAGUACAUUGAUGUUGAAGACACUAAUGUCCUAGAGAAGCCAGAGUGGCAGCGCCUGGUUAGUCAGUUAGAGAAUGACAACAGUGAGUCAUGCCCAAGAACUGGAAUCCACACCACUGGUCGGCAAGUUGUGGUGUCUGGCCCAAAAGAUAGUGUCAUAAAAGUUAGCUUUGAACUUGACAACUUUUUAAUGCAGAAUGCUCAAGUUGAAGACACUGUUGAGGUCAAGCUCAAUGCCAUCAUUGAAUACAUUAGAGAUUUCAACACAUCGCAGUUGAAGAAAUUCGAAGACAAGGUGGUGGUGUCAUACAGAAAGGAUGACAUCUGUCUAAGCGGUUCAAGAGUUGAUGUGGGAGAUUGCAAGAUAUUCGUUGAAGACUUCGUGUCUUCUGUGUUCUUUGACACUUUAAAAGUCUCUAGACCUGGAGUGAAAAAGUUCUUCCAGGAUAAAGAAGCUAUGUAUGUUUCCUCACUCAAAAAUGAAACUCAUUGCCUGGUCCAGCUGGUUGACGAGACUGGUGGUGGACAGGAUCACUCAUCCCUUAGAAAAGUGCCACAACCUGUAUACCAAGUUCAGACAACAGAUGGAGUGGAAAUAGCUGUUUGCAAGGCAGACUUGUGCAGUUACCCAGUGCAUGCAGUUGUCAAUGCUUCUAACCAGACCUUGACACAUGAUGGAGGCCUUGCGGCAGCCCUUUUGAAUGCUGCUGGCCCUCAGUUGCAGGAUGAAUGUAACAAACUAAUUAGCUCGAAGGGACAACUCAAGCUUGGAGACUCUGUCAUAACUGGUGCUGGAGGGCAGCUUUGUUGCAAAAAAAUCAUUCACGCAGUGGGACCACAUUUUGAUGCAACUAAACCCCAAAAGGCUGCAGCGCAGUUAAAAAGAGCUGUUAAAGGAAGCUUAGAACUCGCUGAAAUGAACAGCUGCAUCUCUGUUGCUCUGCCUGCCAUCAGCAGAAGCCAAGGCUUUCCCCUCAAUCUGUGUGCAAUCACCAUUGUCAAAGCAGUUAAGGAAUACUGUGAUGAGAAUUAUGAUGAUAUCACCUUGAAGAGAAUCCAUCUAGUGAACAACGACGACAGUGCUGUCCAGGCUAUGGAGGCUGCUGUCAGACAAGAGUUUGGAAAUAAUGGUGUCAGCCAUUCUCAACAAACUCUUCCCAUCAAAUCUACUAAGUCUACACUUGUGAAGUCUGCUGGAUCUGACCCCUGCUUUGGUCAUGUACAAACCAAAGAAGGCUUGGACAUCAGUCUUACAACAGGACACAUAGAGGCUGCCACGACGGACGUGAUCGUGAAUACUGUGUUUGAAGAUCUUGCACUCAACAGAGGGGCAGUUUCAAAUGCCAUCCUGGGUGUGGCUGGAUCCAAACUUCAGCAGUUGGUUAAAACAAACAAAGCCAAUGGAACUUUUGGCGAUGUCAUCGUCACUGACGGCUGCAAACUGAAGAGCAAGCGAGUUUUUCAUGCAGUUUCACCUCAUUGGGACAAUGGCAGUGGCACCGCUGAAAAGACCUUAAGUGGAAUCUUCAAGGAUUGCUUGGACAAGGCAGAGGAUACUGGGCUGACCUCCAUAUCUUUCCCUGCCAUUGGCACUGGAAACCUGGGUUUCCCAAAAAACCUUGUGGUUUCUUUGAUGUUGGAUGAAAUUUUAGCAUUCAGCAGUAAAAAACAACCCAAGCACCUGAAGAAGGUCAUCAUUGUCCUUUAUCCCAGAGAUGCACAGACUAUCCAGGCUUUCAGUGAUGAAUUUAAGAAGAGGUUCCCCAAUGCCUCCGCUGGUUCACUGUCUGCCAGUUCACCACAAAGUCCAGGGGGCCCCUUCUCUAAAGUUGCCUCAAGCUCAGGAAUGCACGAGACUAAAAUGGGAAGUGUGACUGUACAGGUAGUCACAGGAGACAUAACCAAGGAGACCACUGAUGUCAUUGUCAACUCCUCCAAUGAACAGUUUUCUCUCAAGUCAGGUGUAUCUAAGGCUAUUCUGGAUGCAGCUGGUCAGGCCGUUGAAGCAGAAUGCCAAACCCUUGGUUCGCAGGCCAACAAAGGCAUAAUAAUGACACAGCCAGGGAACCUGAAGUGUAAGAAGAUCCUUCACCUGGUUGGUCAGACGGAUCCAAUAAAAAUCAGCAAGGUUGUGAAAGAUGCACUUCAAACGUGUGUGAAAAACUACACUUCUGUGUCAUUUCCUGCCAUUGGCACAGGUCAAGGCAAUGUGCAGGCAAGGCAAGUGGCAGAUGCCAUGUUGGAUGCAGUGAUUGAUGUGUUGAGCCAAAACACCUCCAGUACCCUGACAACAGUCCGGAUAGUCAUUUUCCAGCCACCUAUGCUCAAAGAAUUCUUCAACAGUAUGCAAGACAGAGAAACUGCUGACCCACAGUCAGCAACACCUCUGACUGACCCUAAGGAUAAAGGAAGUUUCUGGGGAAACCUUGGCUCCAAAAUCAAAUCAAUAUUUGUUGGCGAAAGUACUGAAAAGCCACAAAAAGAGGGAGAUUUUGUCAUUGAGGGUCUGAAAGUGGACCCUGCCUGCUUUCACAUCUGCGGUGGCACACAAGCUGACAUAGACUCAGCCAAGCAGUGGAUCAACGACCUGAUAUCUAAAGAACAAAACAGCAUCGUCAUUUCAGACAACACCAUUCUUUGCUUCUCUGAUGCAGACCACCAACACAUUGUAGAGAUGCAAAAGACCAUGGGCGUCAGUAUAAGAACUGAAAGCCAGAAAGGCCAAGCCUCACUGACAAUUGAGGGCCUCAGCAGGGAUGUGCUCAAAGCCAGCCAUGAGAUCCAUAAGAUGCUGGGGAAGGUGAGAGAUGACGAGGAGAUGAAGAGGAAGGUCAAGCUGGCUGGCACAGUGGCAGACUGGCAGUACCAGCCGCAAGGGUUUCAGUUUCAGAGUUUCGAUGCAAAGACUAACUUUGAGCUUGAACAAGCACUGGAGAAGAAGCUACAAAAUGUCAAAGUCAAAGUCAAUGGUCAAGACUACACUGUCACCAUGCCAAACGGACCAGCCACUGACAGCAAGGGAAAUGCCCUGCAGAUAAAGCGGAUUGACAAACUAAAGGAUGAAGAUGUGCCUGAGAACUGGAAUAUCAUGCCAGCUAACACCACAAGUCUGGCUGUCCCCAUCAAUGCUGGGACAACAGAGCACACUGAAAUCCUGAAUCUGUUCAAAGCUUCCUGCAAUCGAACAGUUACUAAGAUUGAGAGGAUCCAGAACCCAGGACUGUGGAAGAGUCUUCAGAUCAAGAGGCGUGACAUGGAGGUGAGAAAUGGUCAUCAGAACAAUGAGAGGCGUCUGUUCCACGGAACCUGUGGAACGACAGUAACUACAAUCAAUGAACUCGGCUUCAACAGGAGUUACGCUGGAAAAAAUGCUGCAUGCUAUGGUAAUGGCACGUACUUUGCUGUCAGUGCCAGCUACUCUGCCAGUGACACCUACUCCAAGCCAAGUCAAAAUGGGGAGAAGUUCAUGUACCUCUGUCGAGUACUGACAGGGGAUUUCACUGUUGGCCAACAAAACAUGAUCGUGCCACCAGCCAAGGGAGCCGUCUCCGUUCAGAAGUACGACAGCGUCGUGGACAGAAUGGCCAACCCCAGCAUGUUUGUUAUUUUCCAUGAUAGUCAGGCUUAUCCUGAAUAUUUGAUUACAUUCAAAUGACACUGCCAUGCACUGAGAAAACAAAAAAAAGAUGCUGCCUUAGAUCAUUAGACUACUCCUUAAUAAUCACAACAUUAUUCAUGCAUUUGUUUAACCAUCCAGUUAAGAUAUAUAGUUCAAACUUGAAGUGAGUGAAAUGAUAUAACUGUAUUAGCUGUUUUCAGGUUUACAAGCAACAGGUAAUGAUCAUAAGGUAUUAGUAGUCAGACUCCGAUAGUGCCUUGAAAAUGUAUCAGUGCACAUACUACAGAUUUAUCAUGCAAACAGAAAUCUGUAAAUGGAAUAACUUUUAAACUUUUUUCCCUUUACAUUAUGCACUGUGUAAUUGCACUAAACAGGUUUUAUGACUCCUGGGAGGUUGAUUUAACUACCAUCUCUGUUCCAGGAAAUCAUGCGAUUCCGUAAGCUUGCCUGUGUUUGCAUAAAUCAAGUCAAUAAUCACUUGUUGUUUUGGUUAAUAAAAUAAAAAAAAAAAAAAAAAAAAAGAAAGACAAUUCACUGCUGUUCCAAUAAACAAACCUAAACAAAUGCAAUGUGUUGACUGUUUGGUGAAAAAUAAAUACAGUGGUGGAAAAAAGUUUUCGGACGCCCUUAAAAUUUUUCACAAUCUCAAAUAUUGUCAUGAAAUAUUUGUGGAAAAAAUCUUUUUUGUGGUUCAAAAGGUGUGGCUGCAUUAGACAGACACAAACAAAUACAAAUGAUAUAUUUUUUUGGUUUAUUCUUUACAAGAAAAACUAACAAAACUAAAUUUACCCAAAUGACCCAAUACUCAAAAUUUCUUAUUUUUAUAGAACCAAUCGAUUUUCAGUUUUUAAUGGCUUUUUUCACUUGAAGAGUGCAUCCAGAAGUGAUUCUUAAUGCAAUAUUUCACAAAUGCAUGGGGUGUCAGAACUCUUUCCACCAUUGUAUGAUAUCAGUGCAACUACAUACACUUGUGAACAAUAGUUUAGGUACACUUGAAAAGACCAUGCACUGUACAUGUUCAAAGAAAGUACAAAAAACAAGAAAUACAACCCCCCAAACAAAUGAAUAAGUCAAAUGUUCGACUAGUCCCUUCUUUUUUUUUUUUUUUUUUUUUUUAAGGUAUAUUUACAUUCAAGCGUGGUCCAGUUCUUCACUCAUGACAAGAAUUCCAACUCAGACAUCAGUUUAGAUUUAGUUUUCUCCAGUCUAAGGCCACAGGUUCUUCUUUUUGAGGCAACAACAAAACUUUAAUUUAAAAUUCAUGAUUUUUAAGUCAUAUUA